GGUGAGUUAGAGAAGAGCUGUAAAUGAUGGCUGUGGUGCUAAGAUGCUUCCGUCAUCUGCCUUCCCUGCUUUAUCGGUCUUCGUUCACAAUGGUAAGGGGGCUACCGCAGGCUCCUGCAGGCUGCCCAGCCCUGCUCCUGGAUGGCUGCAGGCAGUGUGUCCGUCAGAUGCUGCUGACCAGACAGCUAGCUACCAAAAAAGCUAAAGGUAAAGGGCAGAGUCAAGCCAGAGUGAAUGUCAGUGCUGCCCUAGUUGAGGAUAUUAUCAAUUUGGAGGAAACCAAUGAAGACAUGCGGGCAGUGGUAGAAGCUCUGAGAGAAGAUUUCAGCAGAAAUCUCAGUGUUAGAACCUCACCAGGGGCCCUUGAUCACAUAAUCGUGAUGACAAAAGAUGGGAAGUUUCCGCUGAACCAGCUGGGGCAGAUCUCACAGAAGUCGCCGCAGCUCAUUGUAGUGAACAUGAUCAAUUUUCCAGAGAGCACAGCUGCAGCUACGAAGGCUAUAAGGGAGAGCGGCAUGAACCUGAACCCAGAAGUGGAUGGGACAAUAAUUCGGGUGCCGAUUCCAAAGGUGACGAGAGAGCACAGAGAGAGCCUGGCCAAGCUUGCCAAGCAGUCCACCAACAAGUCCAAAGAGGCCCUGAGAAAGGUGCGAAGUAAAAGCAUCAACCAGGUAAAGAAGUUCAAGAACAAAGUGUCUGAAGAUACCAUCCGGCUGCUAGAAAAGCAGAUCCAGCAAAUGGCAGACAGCACUACAGCGGAGAUGGACAAGCUGCUGGCAGCAAAGACCAAGGAGCUGCUCGGAUAAGUGCCAUCCCGAUGACAGACUCCCCCCUUGAGCAUGAACAGACUGCCUUGGACCCCAGUGACCAUCCCUGCCCGAAGUCAGCAGCCUCGGGCAAUGGGCAGGGGUGGCUCUGCCAGACC
Molecule: messenger RNA, 925 nt
Organism: Cariama cristata (Red-legged seriema)
Lineage: Eukaryota; Metazoa; Chordata; Aves; Cariamiformes; Cariamidae
Gene: MRRF
Product: mitochondrial ribosome recycling factor
Exons: 6
Coding region: 24-806 (260 amino acids)
Biological process (GO): translation
Cellular component (GO): mitochondrion
Molecular function (GO): ribosomal large subunit binding
Source: RefSeq, a predicted model, not a curated record